AUGCUCUCGAACUCCGCCAACCUGUCGUUCGCGGACAUGCCGAACGGUGUGGCUGCUCUGUCGAAGAUCCCCCCGGCGGGCCUCGCCCAGAUCUUCGCGUUCGUGGGCUUCCUUGAGCUGGCCGUGAUGAAGAACGUGGAGGGCUCCUUCCCCGGAGACUUCACAAACGGCGGCAACCCGUUCGCAUCUUCGUGGGACGCCAUGUCGGAGGAGACCCAGGAGUCGAAGCGCGCGAUUGAGCUCAACAACGGCCGCGCCGCGCAGAUGGGCAUCCUGGCCAUGAUGGUGCACGAGGAGCUCUCCAACCAGCCGUACAUCAUCAACGACCUCGUCGGCGCGUCGUACACCUUCAACUAGAUUUUUGACCAAGUUUUGCUGAAUGUUAGACUGUUGAAAUAGAUCUCACCGGCUGCAGACGGGAAGGCGGCUGGGAGCGAUUUUGUCGUUCUGGCUCCCAACAUUUCGCGCUUGUGUUGCUGCGUGUGGCGUGAGUUUGUUUCCACGUGCAGUAGCCCACGUGUUUUCUGUAUGAAACUCUUUGAAUAUCGUGUUUCUAGAGUAAAGUCUGAUGCUGACGGCUGCACCGUCGAUUAAGGCGCGGCGCUUGCAUGCAAGGCAAUGUUCGCCGCUCCACGUUUUCGCGCUGUUCAAAGAUCACUCCCUUUGGGGUUAGUUUCUUUGCAUGCUCGUCUCCCGUAGAUAGACCGAGGUCACAAUGCCUACUGUAGAGAUCGAAAAUUAACUGGCCAUGACGCCUCUGGAAACAUGUGUAAAUGGAACAAGAGGGGGGUGCAAGACACACGGACACGAACAUCCCUGUCAAGUCGAACUUCCCGCGAUCGUGUGAGCGCCUGACGAACAUGACGUCCAUCCAUGUCCUGUC
Molecule: messenger RNA, 883 nt
Organism: Ectocarpus sp. CCAP 1310/34
Lineage: Eukaryota; Phaeophyceae; Ectocarpales; Ectocarpaceae
Source: the annotation of a GenBank genome assembly